CAGAGAUCUGCCUCCCAGGUACUGGGAUUAAAGGUGUGUGCCACCAUUGCCUGGCGUAUGUUUAUUUUUUUAAUGGUGGUACUACACAUAAAAGGUAUGUGCCAUUUUGUUUAUUUGUUUGCAGCCAAGCCCAUCCACAUGGUUCUGUAAAUCCUGUUUGGAACCAAUCUCACAAAAUGAAGCUACCCCUAAGCCACCUCCCACUUCCCUUCCAGCCCCGGCAGCCUCCCUUCUCCUUCUGGGGCAUGAUCAGUCUUUAUAACCCUGCUGUGUUUCCAGGGUUGUUCUGCUGAUGGUUUUUUGGUUUCGUUUUGAGCCCUGUCUGGAAUUUUCCUUUGGCCUUACAUGUCCCUCCCAAAGGUCUUGGGAGAAUCUGACCUUCGCAAUGGCUCCAUUUGCCCCACCUCUGGUUUGCUUUAUCUGCUACCAUAGUUGCCUGCCACUCGUAGGGACUUCAACUUCCCCUAGAUAUGUGACCUUGGCAGAGCCACUUAGCUUCUCUGUGUCUCGGUUUCUCCUUCUAGGAGAACAGUAAUAGUACUUGAGCUUGUAGAAUUUAGGAAUAAUUAGCUAAUAUUUAUGGAGUGCUCUUGACAGUGACCAGCCUGAUGCACAUAUAGUCACAUGCUCCAAGACAACGUUUCCAUCCAUGACAGGCCAGGUGUACAGUAGAGGUCCUAGAAGAUUACACCAGAGCUACAAAAUUCAUACCACGUAGAGGUCUCAUAGCCGUCACAGCCCAGUAACACAACGUAUGCAUCGCUCCCAGAUUCUUGGUCACAUUAAUGUACUACGGUGCUGUGGCUCUAUUCAAGUAUAGCAUGGACAACUGUGUACACAAAGUAGGUAGUAUCCUGUACCAUCUAGGUUUGCGUAGACACACUACGCGAUGCUCACACCAUCUGAUGGCAGAUUUCUCUGGAACUGGAACUACAAUGUGAGCUCAAGGCCAGUGUGGACCUCUUAGUGGGACCCUAUCUCACUAAGGAAAAGCACCAAAAGUCUGGGGAUGCAGCUCUUGGCAUGUGCCUAACAUGUAUGAAGCCACAGCAUCUCAGUCACCAACACCCCCCAAAAUGGCAAAAACAACUCCUUCCCUCCCUAAGUGGCAUCUGCCUGUCUGUCUGUCUGUGUGUAAUAAUAUUAUUAUUAUUACCCAGAAGAAACCAUUCCCCACCUUACCACUCAAACCCUCGAAGCCGUCCAAUCCCCUGUUCCUAGGACUCUAUCAGCCUAAUGUGUGAUCAGACACUCCCACCCUCACCUCAACCCACCCCUGCCUCAUCCCACCCCACCCCAUUCACCCCACUUCUCCUUUCUCCCUCUUUUCUCUCCUUUCUUUCUCUGCCUUUGCCUUCUGGCAGAAUCUCAAAGCCCAAUAGCCUCAUGCAGGACGUCCCUUGAUCCAGGCUGAUAACAUCUGCUCUAGAUCGCUGGACACAGCGGCCACUCCUUAGCAUUGUGGGAAGGACAGGAUGUCCCAGUGCCCCGGGGCACAGGUUGAGCCACCGAGUCUUCCUCUACCUGAAAUCUGGAGGGCACAGUUGUCUGGGAGCUGCCUUGCAUGUGGCUUCCUGAGCUCAGAUAAUGAGCCCUCGAAACCCUGGGGCUUCCUUCAGGUAGGCCCUCUCUGGGAUUUACUUGGAAAGCAAUGAGGCCUGCUUUCACCCUGCCUAUCCCCCAGGUUCUAAGACAGAACUGAGGGAAGCAAGGUUGGCGAACACAAUGUCACCUAGGAAGGCCUUUAUCCAAAGUUCACUGCCUGUGGCUAAGCCUGUCCAGAAGGCUAGUGAGACCAAGGUCCUGCCAAGAUAGGACAGGAAGGCACUGGCAAGCCCAGGAGAGAGCCUAGGAUUUGGGAAUAGGUUAUAGCCACUAUUCCCUGACUUCCUGGGCUACAGGAGACUACUGUAGGCUGCCCUUUUGCAAUCUCUGAGCCUUGUGUGAGCCCCGCAUUGGCUGAAUUAGGCCUAGGCUUCUGCUGGAAACUAAACAAGACCUUAAGGUAUGUAGAUAUACACAGGGCAUUAGCAAGAGAUAGCUAUGUGACUGUCUUCUAACUUUGGAUACUAUUUUCCCAGAGAUGACUCCAACAGAAGCCAGGUUGAAUUCAUAGCUCCCCUUGGGAGACCUCAUUCUGCCCCAUGUACAAGUAAUAGAAAUUCCAUGUAUACAUCCCCCACUUACACCCACAGAGCAUGUAAGCGCACGCACGCUUGCACACAUUCAUGCAUGCACACACACUUCCCUGCAUGCGAGCUCCCAUUGCUUUCCUAACCCUACACAAGGAACAUGCCACGUGGGAGAACCCUGUUACACCCUGCUUAUCUGCUGCUUCCUGGCUUCCUCUGCCUGAAUUCUUGAGGCCCUGAAGGUUUGGGAGCUGGUCUGUGCAUACUGUUUCCUGAUCUCAGAUAAUUAGAGGAAAUGAGCUCACUGGCCCAGAGGAGACUGCGGAUUUCAGUCCGGAGCCCCAGGCUUCACUCCCGGACCUGUAGUAUAUAUCUCUUCCUAACCUUCCAGGCAGGCAGCCGUCAGCUGUGCCCCUGAGGCCCACAGACCCCACAGAUCUCACAGAUCCCACUUGAGAUGUCUUCUUUUACUUGCUGGAGCCUGUCUCUAACCCUUCUUGUCCUGCUCUGCAGCCCAGGAGAGAAGGCCUUUGAGGUCUACUUAUGGUCCGAGAAGCAGAUAGUAGAAGCCACUGAGUCGUGGAAGAUCAACUGUAGCACCAGCUGUGCCGCCCCAGACAAGGGUGGUCUGGAGACCUCCAUGGAUAAAGUCAUGUUGGAAGAACACCCUCAAGGGAGGUGGAUACAAUUCUUGGUCUCAAACGUCUCCAGCGAUACGGUCUUCCUUUGCCAUUUCAUGUGUUCGGGAAAGCAGGGCUCGGAUAGUCUUAACAUCAGGGUGUACCAGCCUCCAGCUCAAGUCACACUGAAGCUGAAGCCCCCUCGGGUGUUGGUGGGCGACGUCUUCACCAUUGAGUGCAAGGUGUCCCCUGUGAAGCCCCUUGAGAGCCUCACGCUCUCUCUGCUCCGCGGCAGAGAGACCCUGAAGAACCAGACCUUUGGGGGAGCUGAGACUGUCCCCCAAGAGGCCACAGCCAUAUUCAACAGCACAGCUCUGAAAAAGGAUGGUCUCAACUUCUCCUGCCAGGCUGAGCUGGAUCUACGGCCCCAUGGUGGGUACGUCAUCCGCAGCAUCUCCGAGUCCCAGGUUCUUGAAGUCUAUGAACCGAUGCAGGACAACCAGAUGGUCAUCAUCAUCGUAGCGGUGUCACUACUGCUGUUCUUAUUUGUGACAUCCGUCCUGCUAUGCUUCAUCCUUGGCCAGCACUGGCACAGGAGGCGGACGGGCACCUACGGGGUGCUAGCUGCCUGGAGGAGGCUGCCCCGAGCCUUCCGGGCACGUCCCGCGUGAGCUGAUGUGGCCAGGCCCCUGGCUGUGACUGGAACUCAACAUGGUGCCUUCAAGGUGUGGUUCAGCACUGGCUGAAGGACUGUGGUGGCAGCAGAAGGCUCUGGGGACAUUUCCUUCUUUAGCCUCAAUACAAAUAACUAGAUUUCACCGUGUGCCCGCCAUGACUGCUCCUGGGAUAACAAUCAACACUAUUCCAGGGAAGGUACUAAAUGUCAUCUGUUUCCAA
Mastomys coucha (southern multimammate mouse) is the source of this 3649-nucleotide messenger RNA. RefSeq names its product intercellular adhesion molecule 2 (gene Icam2). The record is from RefSeq and is a predicted model, not a curated record. Gene Ontology annotation, biological process: cell-cell adhesion. Bases 2590 to 3423 code for a protein of 277 amino acids. Lineage: Eukaryota; Metazoa; Chordata; Mammalia; Rodentia; Muridae. Gene Ontology annotation, cellular component: membrane. Gene Ontology annotation, molecular function: integrin binding. The transcript has 4 exons.